Molecule: messenger RNA, 12034 nt
Organism: Pristis pectinata (smalltooth sawfish)
Lineage: Eukaryota; Metazoa; Chordata; Chondrichthyes; Rhinopristiformes; Pristidae
Product: piezo-type mechanosensitive ion channel component 2-like
Biological process (GO): cellular response to mechanical stimulus; regulation of membrane potential; detection of mechanical stimulus
Cellular component (GO): plasma membrane
Molecular function (GO): mechanosensitive monoatomic ion channel activity; monoatomic cation channel activity
Source: RefSeq, a predicted model, not a curated record
UGUUCCUACUCCACAUAUGCAUAUCGCUUCCUCGAUUUGUGAAUGGUCGGACUGAACGUCAAUCAGCGAGAGGGGGGCGGCGUUUCGCCUGAGUUUCAUUGAAGGUGGAGAGGCGAGUGUGGUUCGCAGAGCGGCAGCGAGCGGUCGGAGAAUAGACUCACACAGGGCAACAGCGCGUCCACACUAGGAGUUCAAUCCAGGACCUGCGGGAAUUAAAACUGUGCCCCAGCACCAACCCUGAGGACAGGCAAAACGUGCUCCUGAACGAAAAAAAAAUCAAUUCUCUUUUUGUGAAAUCAAUAACCAAUAAAUUGAUCAGCCGGAGUCAACACUAUUGUGAAUGCUCGGAGGCAGAAAUCGGCAGAAAAGGCUGGGGUACCAUCAGUGAAACGUGUUGCUGCCUGACCCUGAUGAGUCAUCCUGGAAAAGGGAUCUAACGGCGGAACACCGUAAAGUCCCGCUUUCCAGAAACACACCAGGCACCGGUUCGUCCCCGGGACGCGAAAGUUGCACGGUUUUACCCGGUUCAGUUGCACCAACCCAGCUCUCAGUAAAGGGCAACAACUUCUUGCAAUGUCGAGCCCCCCGGGACGCUGUCUGUGAAAAUCCUCGGAGUCCAUCCGUUGACCAGGUACUCGGAUGUGCGGGGGAUGCUGGCCAGCUGGUGAGACUGGAAGGUUAAACGCCGAGACAACUUUCCAAGAAUACCAUGAGAAAUUCGCUUUGAAAUUCCGCCGGGGUUCAGCCCGAAGUUGAUGGAAUUUUCUUAUUUUCUUUCGCACGUUGCGAAUGAUAAACCGCGGGCGACCAACAAGUAUUUGACCUCCUCCCCGCGGUAGGGUUGAGAAGAGGACCGUCUUACUCACAAUGGCAUCGGAAGUGGUGUGUGGCCUGAUCUUCAGACUGCUUCUGCCCAUCUGUUUAGUCGCUGCAUGUUUGUUCCGAUACAAUGGACUAUCAUUUGUCUACCUCAUCUUCCUUCUCCUUAUUCCACUCUUCUCUGAACCUACAAAAAAGACGAUGCAAGGACACACAGGCCGCUUACUGAAAACCUUGUGUUUCACGAGCCUCACCUUUCUGCUGCUUCAUGCCUUGUUUCAAAUUACCAUAUACAGCCUACAGGCCAGCAAGAAAAUCAAGCCAGGAUUCAGUUGCACGGAUUGGGAAAAGACCUUCAGACAGAUAGGAUUUGAAAGUGUGAGUGGGGCAGAUGCUGGGAACGUUAUUAGACUCUUUGCUCCAGAUGUUGGAAUGUUUGUUGCUGGCCUGGCUACAUGGCUCAUCUGUAAAAGUUUAGUUCGGCAACCGCCAACAGAGGACAUGGCACAGUAUAACCCAGAGUUCCAGAAUGAAGAACUGGAAGAGGAAAAGCUUGAACUGGAUGAAGCGUUAAUUUAUGAGGAAGAUUUUGAGGUCACAAACAUGGCUGAAGAAAUGGAAGAGGGAACCAGGCAAAAUGUUCUUCGCAGGAUAGCAACAUACGCGUCACUAUUAAAAGAAUUUAUUGGCAAUAUCAUAACAACCACUGGAAAAGUAGUUGUUACCAUUUUACUUGGUUUAACAGGUAUAAUGCUACCAUCUCUGACCUCAGGUGUAUACUUCUUUGUAUUUUUGGGAUUGUGUACAUGGUGGUCCUGCGGGAAACAGUUUGAUCCGCUGAUAUUCAGCUGUUUGUGUGUAUUGAUAGCUAUAUUCAGUGCAGGACACCUGAUUGGACUCUACCUUUACCAGUUGCAAUUCUUUCAGGAGCUUGUCCCACCGGGUGACUUCUAUGCAAGGUUGUUUGGUGUAUCACCAGUGAUUCAAACAAACUGCACAACAACAUGGAAGAUUAUAGCCAAUCCCAACAUGUCUUGGCCCCAACAUGUCAAUCCUAUAAUGCUGUUAUUAUUGUACUACACGUUGGCAACACUAAUCCGUCUCUGGCUUCAAGAACCUGUUGUAACGAAUAAGCAAGAUGAGGAAAAUAAUGAGAAUGAGGAAGAAGAGCAAAAGGAGCCACUUGGUCGUGAUUCACCAGUCACUGCUGAAGUGAGACGUAAUAUGUGGUGUUCAGCGCACUAUGCAACAGAUGAGAGAAGGCUCCUUACAAUGACCCAGGAUGACUCCAACUUUUCUGAUGCCUUGUUAGCAACAGUAAAUGGAAAUCCCUCAGACUACCAUGGUGUGCAAGGUGAGAAUGGUCCAGUCUCACUGGAGAUGUACUCCACCCCACAAUACAAAUGGGAGAUGGGAAAUGUAUCUCCUGACAAAAUGAAAGAAGAAAGUGUGCUGGAAGAACCAGUUAACAGCAGACUCAACAGCCUUAUCACCAUUUUCCGUUUCAUUAUGAAGCAGAGUUAUAUUUGUGCACUCAUUGCUAUGAUGGCUUGGAGUAUUACCUACCAUAGCUGGCUCACCUUUGUGUUAUUGAUUUGGUCCUGUGUUCUUUGGAUGGUGCGUAACCGUCGGCGAUAUGCAAUGCUCACAUCUCCAUUCAUGGUCUUCUAUGGAAAUGUCCUGUUGACUCUACAAUAUAUCUGGAGUCUUGACCUUACUAAAGAUGAACUUCCUGAGCCAUCAGGAGUGCUGAAAAAGAUGGAGACUCCAUGUGUUGAACUGGGUUCAAAGAUCCUGUGUGCGUUAACAUUCUGGCUUUUGCUCCGUCAAUACAUUACUGAGCGACGUGAGGCUGAAAAGCACAAAGGAUCUGCCUUAUCCGAAGUCAAAGUGGAGGAAAAAGAAGAUAGCCAGCAAGGAAAGGAGAUAAUGAAAGUAUUGGGAAACCUGGUGAUGGGAAUGUUUGUCAAAUACUGGAUAUACAUCUGUGGUGGAAUGUUUUUCUUCGUCAGUUUUGAGGGCAAGAUUGUCAUGUACAAGAUUAUCUACAUGAUGCUGUUCCUGUUCUGUGUUGCUCUAUAUCAGGUACAUUAUGAUUGGUGGCGGCGGAUCUUGAAAUAUUUUUGGAUUAUUGUUGUUUCGUACACAAUGCUGGUCUUGAUCCUUGUGUACACCUACCAGUUUGAUUCAUUCCCGUAUCUGUGGCAAAACAUGACUGGAAUGGAUAUUGAAAAAUUGAAGGACCUUGGAUUGGAGAAAUUCACUGUAGCAGAUCUGUUUACCAGCAUUUUCAUCCCCACAUCUUUCUUGCUCGUGUGUAUAUUGCACCUUCAUUAUUUCCAUGAUCGGUUUCUGGAGCUCACUGACCUGAAAGCGGUGACCAGCAAACAGGAGAGCACUAUCUAUAGGUUAGUGAACCAGGAUGGCAGUCUGCCUGACAUCGGCAUGAUGAAUAUUAACACCGGUUCUCAGAAAGAGGAAAGAACAGAGGAUAAAAAACCAGAGGAGGGUGAAGGAGAAGAGGAGGGAGAGGAAGAUUCCAGAGAGGAAAAGACAAAUAAAUGGCACCUGGUAAUUGACCGACUGACUGUGCUGUUCCUAAAAUUUAUGGAGACUUUCCAUAAACUACAAAUGAUGGCUUGGUGGAUUUUGGAACUUCACAUAAUCAAAAUUGUGUCAUUUUACAUCAUUUGGAUUACAUUGAAAGAGGUUUCCCUGCUGAAUUAUGUCUUCCUAAUCUCGUGGGCCUUUGCUUUGCCUUACGUAAAGUUACGUCCAUUGGCAUCGAGUAUCUGCACAGUUAUGACCUGCAUAAUCAUUGUUUGCAAAAUGUUAUAUCAAUUAUCAUCAGUUCAACCUCUAAACUACUCUUCCAACUGUACAAUGCCACAACUCAAUGAGACCAACGUAGAGAACUUUGAGAGGUUGAGCAGUUCCGUCCUCUACUCGAGCCCCGUGGACCCCGCAAACUGGAUUGGACUCAAGAAGUCUUCUCCUCUUCUAGUGUACCUUAAUAACAACCUGUUGAUUCUUGCUGUUUUAGCAUUCGAAGUGACUGUCUAUCGCCAUCAGGAAUUAUUUAGGCUUCGCAAUAAUCUUCCACCUCCGGUAACGAAAACCAUCUUUCAUGACAUCACAAGGCAACAUCUGGAUAAUGGGCUGGUGAACUGUGCCAAGUUCAUCAACUACUUCUACUACAAGUUUGGGUUGGAGAUAUGUUUCCUAAUGACGGUCAACGUGAUUGGGCAACGGAUGGAUCUGUAUGCCAUGCUUCAUGCCUUUUGGUUAUUUGCGUUACUCUACCGACGUCGCAGGAAAGCUAUCGCCGAGAUCUGGCCGAAGUACUGCUGCUUCCUGGCAUGCAUUCUGACCUUUCAGUACCUUCUCUGCAUUGGCAUCCCACCCGCUGCCUGCAAAGAGUAUCCAUGGAGAUUUGCUAGUGCCAACAUUAAUUCGAACUUUAUUAAGUGGUUGUACUUUCCAGACUUCAUCAUAAGUCCUAAUCCAAUGUUUCUUAUCUAUGACUUCAUGAUGUUGCUGUGUGCGUCGCUGCAGUGGCAGGUGUUUGAAGAUGAAAACAAAGCUGCGGUGAGGAUUGUUGCCGGGGACAACGUGGAGAUCUGCAGAGAUCUGGACGGAGCCACUUUCAGUCAACACAACCCAGUACCAGACUUCAUUCACUGCAGGUCCUACCUGGACAUGAUCAAAGUCAUUGGAUUCAGUUACUUAUUUUGGUUCGUGCUUACAAUCAUCUUUAUCACAGGAACUACCCGCAUCAGCAUCUUCUGCAUGGGUUACCUGGUUGCCUGUUUCUAUUUCCUACUUUUUGGUGGAGAGCUUUUAUUAAAACCUAUUAAAAUAAUCCUGCAAUACUGGGAUUGUCUUAUCGCCUACAAUGUAUUUGUGAUCACGAUGAAGAAUAUUCUGUCUAUAGGAGCAUGUGCCUACAUCAAUUCUUUAGUUUUGAGAGGUUGUUGGUUAAUCCAAACGUUUGGCCUCGUCUGUACUGUUAAGGGCUAUGAUGAGCCCCCUCCAGAGAAUCUGAGGAAAUGCCCAUUGCCAAGUGCGGAAGCAGGCAUUAUAUGGGACAGUAUAUGCUUCUCCUUUCUACUGCUGCAGAGGAGGGUGUUUAUGAGUUACUAUUUCUUGCAUGUAGUGGCUGACAUAAAAUCUGCUCAAAUCCUUGCAUCAAGAGGUGCAGAACUAUUUCAAGCAACAAUUGUAAAAGCUGUGAAGGCUAGACUUGAAGAGGAAAAGAAGUCAAUGGAUCAACUCAAGAGACAGAUGGAUCGCAUCAAAACAAGACAACAGAAGUAUAAAAAAGGCAAAGAGAGAAUGCUAAGUCUGACCCAGUCAGUUGAUGCACAGGGUAAUCAGGUGAAACAGGAAGAUGAUGAUGAUGAAGGAGAACCAGAGAAAGAGAAAGCCAAGGGCAAAAAAAAGCAGUGGUGGCGACCCUGGGUUGACCAUGCUUCCAUGGUACGAAGUGGAGACUACUAUCUCUUUGAGACAGACAGUGAGGAAGAGAAUGAAGAAGAGGUGAAAGAAGAUGAAGAACAACCCAAAAAAUCUGGGUUCCAGAGAGCAGUUCGGAAAUUUGCAUCAGCCAUGAUAGCCUUGCCAAGGUCUAUUCUAAAACUGCCAAAAACCAUACUUCAGUUGGUAGUCAGAGGUGUAAAGUUCAUGUACCAGACUUGGAUGAAAGAUUCCAAAUCGGCAUUGAAGGAAAAGAAGAAGAAACAUGAAUUCGGUAGAAAAGAAAUAGGAGAUCAUGUUGCAAUCGAAUGUGAGGAGUCAGACGAAUUACCCACACCAGAAGAAGAACAAAAAACGCUCUAUAACGUUAUCAAGAGGGUGUUCAACCUCCUGAAGUUCACUUGGGUUCUCUUCUUGGCUUUGGUGGAUAGUUUUACUAAAUGGCUAAAUUCAAUAUCAAAGGAAUGCAUUGAUAUAUCGACUGUUCUGAGGAUAGAGAGAUGCAUGCUUACAAGGGAAGUGAAGAAGGGAAACGUUCCCUGCCGGGACAGUAUCCAUAAUUACUACAAGCACCAGAUGAAGUUGAACAGCUCCCGGGAGUCAGGUCUUGACAGAAGUGAUGAUGGAACCCGAGAGCUGGGUGCUCACAGAAUGGACAGCACAGACUCUGGAGCUUCUCGUGACAGUCUGUCCAGCUGCUACACUGAAGCUACCAUGCUGUACUCACGGCAGUCAACUCUAGAUGAUAUAGAUGAUAUUCCUAAAACAAGUGAGCGUGCUCGACCUAGGCUUCGUAAAAUGGUCAGCCUUGAUAUGUCCUCCUCAUCGGUUGAAAGUGGCAGUAUAGUGUCAAGCGAGCCAACGCAGUGCACCAUGUUGUAUUCACGUCAAGGGACCACCGAUACCAUUGAGGAGGUGGAAGAUGAGCAGGCUGAAGAAGUGACAGUGCCUGUGUAUACAACAGAAACCAUGACUGAAGAGGUUCCUCCUUCAUACAGUAAAGCUGUGAGCCUCGAACGUUUGACCUUCAGCUCAGAUUCAGCCGGAGAAAAACAUCUAAUGGCACUCACCCCAGAUAGCAAAGUGGACCUGCUUGAAGAUCCUAUCUUUCCAAACCUAAGCCACGAGCUAACAGCCAGUGAACUGCUUCUUAACAAGAUGUUUUAUGAUGAAGAGUUGGAAGAAUCAGAAAAAUUCUACAAAGCUCAGCCUCGGGCACUACUGCUCUUCUUUGCUCUCUAUAAUACGUUGGUAGCCCGGUCGGAAAUGCUAUGUUUCUUUGUCAUUAUACUCAAUCACAUAGUAUCAGCUUCAAUGAUUACCUUGGUACUUCCUAUCCUAAUUUUUCUCUGGGCUAUGCUGUCUGUUCCCAGGCCAAGCAAGCGUUUCUGGAUGACAGCGAUUGUAUACACAGAGGUAACAGUUGUGAUCAAGUACUUUUUCCAGUUUGGAUUUUUUCCGUGGAAUGAAAAUUUAAGUAUAGCCCGCGACAAACCUGAUUUUGUCCCAAACAUAAUCGGUAUUGAGAAAAAGGAGGGCUAUGUGCACUACGACCUCAUACAACUGCUUGCACUGUUCUUUCACCGAUCCAUCUUAAAGUGCCAUGGUUUGUGGGAUGAGGAUGUGAAGGGUGAAAAUGCUUCUAGUAAAGAUGACAGUGAAGAAGAUCAACGAAAUGACUCUCAAAGGAAGAGCUCUCUUGGUUCUCUAAAGUCAAUUAAUUUGCAAGCAUCCAUGGAUUCCAUUCACGUCCACUUUCCAGAACAGGCAACAGCUCGAAGACCAAGUUCAACAGGUUCACAGAUCUCAAAUCGAUCAUCCCAUAGGUCACAAAGAGGAAGCAUAAGUACUCGAAACAGCAGCAGUCGGAAAGGAAGUGGGUCACUCAGUGUUCAACCAAAGAAUAAAAGAGAGAUUUUAUUGGAAAAGUUAAGAGAGCAGAUGAUCAGGGCAAAGGCCAUUAUCAUUGCCAAAACACUUCAAAUCUAUUUCCCAAUCAGACAUUUCUUCUACAACAUCAUCCACCCAGAGUACAGUGCGGUUACGGAUGUCUACGUGUUGAUGUUCCUGGCUGAUGUGGUGGACUUCAUUGUUAUUGUCUUUGGUUUUGGGGCAUUUGGGAAACAUUCAGCGGCUGCUGAUAUAACAUCUUCUUUGUCAGAGGAUCAAGUACCAGAGGCGUUUUUGGUGAUGCUGAUAAUUCAGUUUGGAACCAUGGUGGUAGAUCGAGCACUCUACCUCAGAAAGACGGUCUUAGGAAAAGUUAUCUUCCAAGUCAUCCUCGUUUUUGGAAUCCACUUCUGGAUGUUCUUUAUCUUGCCAAGAGUGACAGAGCGAAAAUUUAGCCAGAACUCAGUUGCGCAGGUUUGGUACUUUGUUAAAUGUGUUUACUUUGGAUUGUCAGCAUAUCAGAUACGUUGUGGUUAUCCAACACGUGUCCUUGGUAACUUUCUGACUAAGAGCUACAACUAUAUCAACUUGUUCCUCUUUCAAGGAUUCCGACUGGUUCCCUUCCUGACCGAGUUAAGAGCAGUGAUGGACUGGGUCUGGACAGACACAACCCUCAGUCUCUCAAGUUGGAUCUGUAUAGAGGACAUUUAUGCACAUAUUUUUGUUUUGAAGUGCUGGCGUGAAUCUGAAAAGAGAUAUCCUCAGCCACGAGGGCAGAAGAAAAAGAAGGUUGUGAAAUAUGGCAUGGGUGGCCUCAUUGUCUUUUUGCUAAUAUGCAUCGUGUGGUUCCCGCUCCUCUUCAUGUCCUUGAUUAAGUCCGUUGCUGGUGUGACAAACAAACCUUUGGACGUUUCCGUUACAAUAACCAUUGGAGGUUAUCAGCCCAUCUUUACAAUGAGUGCCCAACAGAAUCAGCUGCAAGAUUUCGAUCAAACUCAGUACAACAGACUUUUAAAGAGAUUUGAUUCUAAUUCUGGUGCUAUGCAGUUCCUGGAUGCCUACAUGAAAGAAGACAUCCUGGUUGCAAAACUUGAAGGAAAUUCAAAUUCACUUUGGACCAUCAGUCCACCAAGUCGAUCUAAGAUGAUAGAAGGAUUGAAUGAUAACACGUCAUCAGUCUCCAUUGUUGUUGCUUGGUCUAUUCAAAGGAACGUCACUCUUGGAAAAUCAGAAAUUGCGUCUAACAAACUAUCUUUCCCUGUUCCACCAAAAACCAAAACUGAGCUUGCGGCGUUGAUGGAAGGAAAGGGAGGCAAACCUGUAAAAAUUUCAAAUAUAUUUCCAAACUACAUCAGGGCUCCCAGCGAUUCUGAUACAAAACCUGUGAAACAACUUUAUAAAAAUGGUGAUGACUACUGUGAACUUCUUGUAAGACUGGUUCAACAAACAGACAACAUUACAGGACAUAUUCAGGAAUGGUGGACUGUUAAUCAGACCCAAAAGUUUCACAGAAAUGAUCAAAAAGAAAGUUUAGAAAUUAUUGUAUUCAGUGAUAAAGUUAGUCCUCCAAGUCUUGGCUUCCUAGCUGGCUAUGGCAUUAUGGGUCUCUAUGCAUCAGUUGUGCUAGUCAUUGGAAAGUUUGUGCGUGAGUUCUUCAGUGGGAUCUCUCAUUCCAUCAUGUUUGAAGAGCUGCCAAACGUGGACCGAAUCUUGAAGCUGUGCACGGAUAUCUUCCUGGUUCGAGAGACUGGAGAGCUAGAAUUGGAGGAGGAUCUGUACGCUAAGCUCAUCUUCUUGUAUAGAUCACCAGAAACUAUGAUCAAAUGGACACGUGAAAAGACAAAGUGACCAGUUUUGCUGAUCUGGAUGUAAAAUUCUAAUUUGGAGAUUUAAAAAAAAAGCACAAUAUCACAGAAAAGCUGAGCUAUUCACAGUUAGGUGACAGGAGCUUUUCCUUCUGGAGCCCAGGCAGUUGCACGUUCCUCAAGUCCUCUCUGCCUACAGUCUCCCUCUGCUGACAGUAUAAGACUGGUGUUUGUGCCACCGUUCAGUCCUGGUUAUGGAAACGAUUCCAUAUCGUAUCUGAAUCCAAUUUCUUUUCACUUUCAAUCAGCCAAAAUCAGGGCUUCCAAAAUGCUAACCUUCCUUGCAGGUAUCAUCUGUAUCAAUCCUUUGUAUUUUCUUUAUGUAACGCAAUGAUUUUUGGGCGAUGCAACUUUGUGUCAAUACCAUCCAAUUAUAGGGGAACAAGACCUGGAGUGAUUUAGUAUUGGCCAACGAAAGAAGACAUCACCAAUGAAUAAUAAUUCUAUAGCAUCACAAGUCUCCAGUGGUGAAUGAAUUUACUGACUGGCUUAAGCAAGGAAAAUAAUUUGACGAUCUAUUUUACGUGACUUAUUUUAUUUGUACAGGCAAUAGAAAAGUAUCACCUUAUCAGUGAGCUUUCUCAGGAAGAGUUCUUUUAUCAAAGGCUUAUCUGUCUUCUGUAUCUUCAGUACCUUAUAAAACAAAGUGGGUGCACAUUAUUGCUUCAGCAAAUACUUCUCCUAGAUAAAGGCUCCUGGGAUACCCACAAAAGUACUUGAAACCAGAGGUCAGCAAAAUGUUCAGAUUUUACUUGAACCUUUCAAAGGCAAAUCCUUCAAUAGCUUUUCUCUUUGAUUAAACUGGAGCUAACAUAACUUUUUCUUCAUGAGCCCAUGGUCUCAUCAAUUACUUUUGAUGGGAAGAAUCCAACCAUAACUAUGUUUUCCAUCUCUCUUUCACCCAUUCCAUUUGUCAGGUGAGAACCUGGGUGAUGUGUUGCCAAGUGUCGUGACGAUCCAUCUUUAAACGAUUAUUGGGAUAUAUGCAACAAUGGUCCAGGGUGAUAAUUUGCUGAAUUUCUUGCUUUUCUUACUGGGAACCAUGUGGCCUCUUCUGAUGGAUAUUACUCAUGACAGCCUGACCAAUAUCAGGAACGUGCUUGUAGGGGUUUGAUGGGCACAAUCAUGUACUUUCACUCUGGCACAGUAAAGCAGAUUUAUCUCGUGUCACAGCAAUUAUUGUAUGACUAGUAUUUUUGAUCGAAAAAAAUGAUAGAAUUCUGCUUUGUUAGUAUUAAAUAGAAAGGCAAGGCCCAGGUGGGAUCUAAGUGUUUUUGAUGGGUUUUGCUCUACUUGAAAUGUCUGUGCAUCUAAAUUUUAUUUCCUUACUUAACUAUCGGCAACAAACAGCAAGGACAAUGGUAGGAUGUUCAGGCUCCUCACAGUAAUUGGUGUUUCUUUACUCUCAGCUGAAGAGUAAAGAUGAUAGUAUUGAGAACCAUAUAUCGAAUGUGAAAUAACUGGAGUCAAUAUAAAAGGAUAUUAUGUAACCAUUCAUAUUGCAUAAUAUUCUGAAAAGUAGACUGCCUGACCUUUGGAUAGAUUUAUUUGGCUUAAAGUUUGACUUUUCUCUGCAUAUUUCCACAUGCAAAUUACUAUUACUAAAAGGUAACUAAAAUCCUAAAAGGGGCAAAAGAUCAGUCAUACAUGUAUUUUAAGAUUUAAUUUUAAUCUAUUUACGUAAAUGCAAACAUGUUCAAGAUUAACAUUAUUGUUUUGGUUUAGAAAUGAUGAGGGUAUUUCUAAGGAUUAUAUUGUUGAUGGGUAGAAUCAUAGCACAAGCACAGACCCAAAAUGAGACAGCUUUUUUAAAUAGACGCAGGAUUGCAGCAAGGGUUACUGCAACAGAGAAGGAAUUGUGUAAUUUGUCAUGCUUUUCAGAGUAUCACUGGCUCAUUAUCAAUGUGGCCACUCCUUUUCAUGUCAGUUAUUGGUUUCUGAUAACUAUUACAGAUUUGUAUUGUUAAGGCAUUGUUAAUAAUGUAAAGCAGGGAUUGAAAUUCAGCUUCCUCUUUGGUUGUUUUCCUACUUAAGGUAACUCACCAAAUAUUUCUGUAACUUGGUUGCACAGUCACAAACAAGUCCAAUUAGUGAUGAUUUAAUCGUGUGAUUUUUUUUUGGCUUAAUGAUGCAAUUUGUGUUAUUUAAAUGAUGUUGGGGUCCAGCUUUUAACUAAUUUGUAUCUGAUUACGUCUGUUUCAAGGAGAUCCAGAAAAAAAGUUCAGCAUCACAGCAACAAUUUCUAUGUGAGGAAAUGUGCUAAAUAAUUGACCUAUGAUUUAGAAAAUCAAUACAGGGGUACUAUGUGUUUCAAACAUUACAUAUGAGGAGUCAUCAUGUUAAAACAAAAAAAACCAUGCAAGCCUGCAAAACCCUUUAAUCUUGCAAUAAUAGUUUUAGAAACUGUUUUUAAGGUCACUUUAUAAAUUUGUUUGAGAAAGAAAAUAGCACUCAUGAGUCCAUUAUUUCAUAUACAGCUGUUUUAAGGAUUUCUUAUCUUUUGAAAUUCCUGUUGCUUAGAAAAUCAAAUGAAAAGCAAUGUUUUUCCCAUUCUGUAAGUAGCUUGACUAUAUUUAUUAGAAUGAAUUGGCUAUUUUCAACUGAAUAUUGAUAGUCUAACUCCAUGAUCCAACCCACCACACCAUGUGCACUACAAUGGAUGAUUUUAAGUAAGUGAAAGUAUCCGAACAUGAACACAGUAGUUGGUGCAACUAAGUUUUGUAUGACAAAGGAUUACCUUAUUGCAUAAUGGAUUUCAAUAUUACAGUGUGUUAAGGUGUAUUUAUAUUUCAAGUUUAUUCAUGAACUUCUGGAAUACUGAAAUUAGUUUUAGAAAAUAUGCAAUAAGCUUUGCUUCUAGUUGGAUUGCUCUGGUUUUUUUUAACUGGAUGCUGUCUACCAGACCCAUACGAUUGUGACCCUGCUGUCAACAGUUACCAGUGAAAAUAUGUCCCUGUUUUAUAUUUGUUUCUAAAACAUCUCAC